Messenger RNA from Danio rerio (zebrafish), 4541 nucleotides. The record is from RefSeq and is a predicted model, not a curated record. NCBI's taxonomy places the organism in Eukaryota, Metazoa, Chordata, Actinopteri, Cypriniformes, Danionidae.
UCUCUUUAAACGCGUUGUCCUUACGCGGUAUGUGUGUUUGUGUUGCUACACUAUUUGACAGCUCGACUGUUCUGUUCCUGCGCAUUACCAUUACAGACCGUCCAACACCGCCGGUGGGAGGAAGACACAUUUUCUCCUGCGUGGACUGCACUGGUCAUUGUAAAUGUGUGAUUUUAUGUCGCACGCUAAAGACUGAAGAGACGGAGGCCAUGUACCGAUCAGCUCAGGUUUGAUCGUGGAAGAUGCUCGGACCUGAAGGCUGGUGCUGGAAUUACGAAGACAUGAUGUAGCCAUUGAACCACUCUUCUGUAGCUAGUCAGCGCGCGAACACGGCGUUUCUCAUCUGAUCGAGUUCCAACCUUCGUGAGUCAAUAUUUUCACCCCUUCAUAAAAAUGGGACUCAAGUGAUCAAUGCCUUGGGAGAUGACGACUUUCCAGGACGUGAGCUGGCUGGUUCAGGUGGCACUUUUCUGUGCCUCGCUGCUGGUCGUACUAGCCUGGCUCGUUCAGUUCUCACUGGCGUUAGUUCGCCCUAGAUGGUGCAGCAAGCUGCAGGGCAAGAGGGAGACCCCGUGGCAGCUGCCCUUGAGUCUCACCCAUCAAACACUGACCGGAGGUGUGUGGGGAUCUCUCCUGAGGCUGAGGCUGGGACGAGACGGGGCAGGAAGUGACACUGAAGCUGGCGUCAAGGGCCUUUUGUCCUCGCUCUUUGCCUUCAGGUCAUUCAGGGAGCACUGGCAGAGAGCAUGGGUGCGGGCACUCAACGAACAAGCCUGCAGACAAGGGAGCUCCAUUCAAAUCACCUUUGAUGACAGCCUUCAACUACCAACUUCUGCGUCCAUUGACCGUGUGACUUGCACUGACCAAUCAGUACGCAGCAUGGUCCUGCAGUGCAAUUGUUCGGUCGACACCGUGUCAUUCCCUGUGACUGUCACUCAGCAGUCACCUGCCACCGUUUCUAUGGAUACCUACCAGAUCACGAUGGAUCCCAUGCAGGCCCAGUUGCAGGUCUGUCUUGAGGAAGUGGAGGAAGAGGGUCUCUUGGUGUCCUGGACUUUUUCCAAGCAACCUCAUCUCUCUUUAACCGUAACAUCACGCCAAAGAGCCCAGAAGGAGGGCUCUGAUGUGGAGGUGGACAGCGAUAUGAUUGCUGCUCUGGUGGAGGACACGCUGUACACAACGCACCCUGCCAUGAUCCUCAACCUGAGAGCCUGUGUAUCAAGCCCUGCGUUUCCCAGGGAAAAGCAGAUUGGUGGUCUUAACUCUCCAUCUCAGAGCACACCAGGCAGGCGAAUACUGGUGCACCAACUCAGAGCAAGCAAUGUCAAAAAAGGAUGUCAGUCUCAUGUAGGAGAGCUCUGUUGCGUGCUGAGCUUGGACACUCCUUCCAUUGAACGGAGAACCGGCUUCCUCACUCCUUCCCCCAGUUCUGGAGCAGCCCUGCACUGGACUGACGACUUCACACUGGAUGUAGGACCAGACACCAAAGAACUCAAAGUGAGACUCGUGGAGAAAAACAGCAAAGGGGAACAGUUUCUGCCUGGUCAUGCUUCUUUGGCAUUGGAUCUCUCUAAGAGAAUUCCUAAUGGACAACAUAAACUGUCCAUUGCUCCAGGUCACGGUUUGGCUCCUACCGCUAUCGUAUCAUUAGAGCUGGCGUAUGUGGAGUCCGGUGAUCUUCGCGUAUGUCAGAACGCCACACCUCUGCGUUCCUCAGUCACUCCCUCUAAAAAGGUGGACGUGGACCGCACCAUCAUGCCCGACGGCACCAUUGUCACCACUGUCACUACUAUACAGUCACGACUAAAACUGGACCGAAAACUAGGCGAAUCUCCGUCUAGAUCUCCCUCAAAGGUGGAGGUGACUGAAAAGCCUCCCACCGUGCUCACCAACAGCUUACAGAGCACCAGUGGCAGUGGCACCCCCAGCACAGAAGGCACCCUUCCCAAUGGGCUGGAUCCCGUAGCAGAAACAGCCAUUCGACAGCUGACAGAGUCUGCUAGUAAGGUACCCAAGAAGACGCCAACCAAACGCAGCACUCUCAUCAUAUCUGGGGUGUCGAAGGUGCCCAUUACUGAGGAUGACUCAGCCUUAUCAGUGGGCUACGCUGCAGCCAUGGACGCAGCCCUACAGGGGGCUCAAUCUCCCAGUGGAGCCCCGAACCACCACGGAGCAUCCACACACCAGGAGCCAGACGAGACCACGCCGUCUGACGCCUCAGAGCGACCUUCAGUGGAUGACGCGGAGUCGGAGACGGGAUCAACCGGCGCACUGGAGACACGCAGCCUCAAAGACCACAAAGUGGGCUUCCUCCGCAGUGGCACCAAGCUGCUUUUCCGGAGGAAAAACCGAGAGAAAGACGCCAGUUUCAGUCAGUCUCACGAGGACAUCUCUAACCUGGGCAAUGACUCCUCCACGGCCUCCUGCUCCUCCACCAGCCGUAAGAAAUCUGGAAGUUUCUCUCGUCGCCUCAUCAAACGCUUUUCCUUUCGCUCAUCCAAGACAAAGGGCAAAAGUACAGCCAACGGCGGGUCCAACACUACAGACAACUAGAGGGGAAAUGGGGAAAAGAAAAGUGAAGGAAAGAGACACGGUGCGGGCACCAGUCAAAUCAAUGUGGAAUAAUUGGCUUUAUGUUUCUUCAGAACAAGUUAUUUAUGUUAUAUACUGAUUGUCCACAACCUAAAACAGUAAUAUCAUACUUCUGACCACACUAUAUACCUAUGAAGCCAGCCUUGCUUUGGCGUUAAUGGAAACGCCAAUAAAUGCGGAAAAUAAAAGGAUUUAUAUGGAUGCAUUGCUUAUCUAAUUUAUUUGAUACAACGGACAAAAUGUUGCUUUUCUGGAUGAUUUCAGGCGAACAAACUGGAAAACCCCAAAAAUGGACGGGAUCGUCAUGCGGUUAUUGAGCACAAGGGGGCGACAGAGACCAAUGACUAUUCAAGCCUCCAAACUGUCGCUGUGUCGUUUUUCUUAUUUAUUUUACUUCAUCAUUUGCACUUUGGAUCUUAUUCUGAUUGUUUACAAUGCUGGGGAGCUCUCUUUCUGUCGUUUUUAAUCAUGUUUGUGUAUCGUUUACUGUUGCUCUGCACUGGUUUAUUUCUCCUGCGCUCAUUAGGAGUAUCCGGAGAGUGUGAUAUGCUAGGACAUGCUGUGAGCUUUGUUCUCGUUUUGCUGUUGCUAUAUAUAGCAUUUAGAUCAAGGGAUGGGAUUCCCUGUUUUCAAAUAGUGGUACGUUUGACUUUCAUCGUGGCUUCAGUAAUAUUUUAUAACGAUGUUUCUAUUCGUUUAAGAAACGGAAACGUUCAUAAGUUACUGUAGACAUAUCGCACUAAAUGACGUCUGUCUGUGUGUUUUGGUUGUAAAACACGAGCCCUUCGUUUGACAAAAGGGACACACUACAGGUCAAAAAAACGCAUUUGUGCAUAUUUAUAAAUUAUUCCAGGAAUUAUUGUAAAUCUACAACCUCGUGAGAUGCAUCAGGCUGGAUCUGCAGUGGGAAAGUGCUAUUUUCAGGGUCCACGUGAAACCUCAGGGGCUAAUAUAAAAGGUAUAAUAAGUUUCAUCGCUUUAUUUUUUUCAGAGAUGGCUUUUUAAACCGAACAGGCGCUGCCCCAGUAACACACAACCGCGUUUAUUUAAAGUGAGCUGCAAUAAAGGUCUUUUGCACGUCAAAUACAUAAAGUAGAUUUUAUUAGUGGUAGCUUUUUAUUGUAAUACUAAGCAGGAGGCUUUGUUGUUUUCUGGUAAUGUAAGGUCAAAUAUAGGAGUAGUUCAUACUCAAACCUCCUACUCAACGUGGUCACCAUUCAUUUUCAUUUGAUGGAUAUAAAGAUGCUGUGGUAACUGAAGCUGGUUAUCUGCAUUAAACUCUUCAUGUUGCACGAAACAGGAUUGAAACCCCCAAUCAAAUAUCAUUUUGAUGAACUGUCCCUUUAAAGAAUCUCUCGCAGUAUCUUCCCUUUUUAAGAUGUCUAAUAGACGUCUAAACAGUCCUCAUGGCUAAAUAAAGGGCUGUCAGUGAAACUCCAGUAGACGUCUAAAAUAGGCCAAAACUAGACUAGUCAUCAAAUAAACAGAAAUUAAUGACUACAUAUAUAAAGUCUGUCUAUCUGACGACUAGUGUAGUUUUGACUAAUCCAAGCUGUUUAUGUUUAGAUGUCUAUUAGACGCCUAUUAAACUAAAAAAUAGUCUGCUGGGGUUCCCCACCCAUACGACUCAAUGCAAUUCUCAGACUUUUGUUUUUCAUUCCAAAUAACCUGAACUUAUAAUAAAGGCAAGGGUGUUCUAACCAAAAUAAUAGCUACAGGAAAGCAUUUUAGCAAUUAUACAGUGAAUUGCAGGUCACGAGUCAAUGGCUCAGCGCUUUAUAGUCAUUUUGGAGCAUAAAGCCUGAAAAAUGUAUGAGCAAAAUGUUGUGAUGACAGCGAACAAUCUGAAGUGAAGGUGCUGCUGCUGGGCCUUCUGAGGUAUUCGGAGCUUUAUAUUGUUGUUCAUUUGAUGUUUAAUUUAUUCUGAAUAAAUUAUUUUUGAAAAACCA